Messenger RNA from Penicillium odoratum, 3426 nucleotides. RefSeq names its product WD40 repeat domain-containing protein. Gene Ontology annotation, molecular function: protein binding. Lineage: Eukaryota; Fungi; Ascomycota; Eurotiomycetes; Eurotiales; Aspergillaceae. The record is from RefSeq and is a predicted model, not a curated record. The transcript is spliced from 4 exons. Bases 1 to 3426 code for a protein of 1141 amino acids.
AUGCUCAACCCUCUGGACCAGCUACCAAUUGCGAACGGCGCCGAGUUUGACACCUGGACGGACCAGCAUGAAGAUGAAUGCUUGGAAGGCACCAGAACCGAGCUUCUCAAUGAGAUUGGAGAAUGGGCUGUGUCACCGCAAGGAAAGCUUAUUUUCUGGUUAAAUGGGAUGGCCGGGACAGGAAAAUCUACAAUCUCUCGCACUGUUGCGAAACGUUUCAAACAACAACGCGCCGAACGAGAGGGGAUACUGGGAGCGAGUUUCUUCUUCAAAAGAGGCGAGGGGGAUAGAGGCAAUGCAACAAAGCUGUUCCCGACGAUCACAAGACAGCUAGCGAAAAGCGUCCCUCGGUUGACCUCGAGCGUUCAAGCCGCAAUCGACAACAACCCUGAUAUUGCAACCAAAGGAAUGAGGGAGCAGUUUGAAAAAAUCCUUUUACAACCACUGUUGGGUUUGGACUCUCCUGCAAUCGCGAAUGUGGUUAUGGUGAUCGACGCACUAGAUGAAUGUGAUGGGGACAAGGAUAUAAGACUCAUACUGGAACUGCUAUCACAGCUACGAGAUUCAAAGACAUUGCGUCUCCGAAUUUUGUUGACUAGCAGGCCUGAAUUACCGAUUCGUCUGGGUUUCAAGAAGCUUAACAACUAUCAUAAAGAUCUAGCUCUCCAUGAAAUCCCCAAGGAAGCUAUUGAUUAUGAUUUGUCGUUGUUCUUAAACCAUAGACUCUCGGAAAUUAGAGAAGAUCGAGAUCCACCCUUACCUAUCGACUGGCCUGGAGCUAUGAACAUUCAGAAGCUCGUGGCAUUGUCCUCUCCAUUGUUUAUUUUCGCUGCUACAAUUUGCCGUUUAUUCGAAGAUCCUAAUUGGGACCCAGUGGAAAGUCUUUCCGACGUUCUCACACAUCAAAACGACGAAUCAAAAUUGGAUAGCACAUAUCUUCCUGUUCUUGAUCGGCUUCUCAAAGGACAAACAGAAGGGCAAAAGACAGAUCUGAUACAAGAAUUUCAUCAAGUAGUCGGUGCAAUUGUGAUAUUAGAGAGCCCGCUCUCAGUUCUCUCGCUUUCAAAACUCAUCGGCCUUCCCGAUAGGCGAAUUCAUAUUCGUUUAAGCUCACUGCACUCGGUCUUAAGAGUGCCAAAAGACGAUUCAUCGCCGGUGCAACUCUUCCACCUCUCGUUUCGGGACUUUCUGCUUGAUCCGAAAACCCGCCACAGAAGCCCCUUCUUCGUGAAAAAGUCAGAAGUACACUAUAGGCUGACGAUCAGUUGCCUCAAAGUGUGUGAUAACCUUCAAAAGAAUAUUUGUCGACUGCAGAGCGAAGGAAUCCAACGUAUAGAGAUUGACCGUCGGACUAUUGAUCGAUACAUUCUUCCAGAGGUACAAUAUGCCUGCCGAUACUGGGCUUUUCAUCUCGCGCAAUGCACAUACUCGCAAGAUAUGAUGCAUACUGUGCUCUUAUUUCUUGAGAAGCAUUUUCUACAUUGGGUUGAGGCUAUGUGUCUUCUAGGUCUUGCAUCGGAAGUGGUGGGGAUUAUUAAUCUCCUACAGAAUAUUGAUUCUGAAGGGGAAAAUACCCUCACAUUUGACUUCCUACAAGACGCGAACCGCUUUUUCCUGAAGAACCGCCAAAUAGCCGAUGUCGCACCCCUCCAAAUCUACUGCUCAGGACUUAUAUUUGCACCCAGAAAAUCGAUCAUCCGUGAGAAAUUUCAAUCAGACUUGCCAAAAUGGAUAUCUUGUUCACCAAAAGUUGAGGAAUGCUGGAGUGCAGAGUUACAGAUCCUCGAGGGACAUUCUGGUACGGUUACAUCGGUUGCAUCUUCGCCUGACGGCAGACUGCUAGCUUUCGGCUCAGAUGAUUGCACAGUUCGGCUCUGGGAUGCUGUGACAGGCACUCUACUACAGACUCUUAGGGGCUAUAAAGGCUCCCCUCUAUCGGUGGCAUUCUCAGCCGACAGCCGGCGCGUGGCAUCUGGUGCCUGGGAUGGGACAGUCUGGGUCUGGGAUACAGUGACAGGUGCCCUUUUAAAGACUAUGUACUGCCACGCAUAUGAAGUUCUAUCAAUAGCGUUCUCGCCGGACGGGCGAUUCGCAUCUGGCUCUCGUGACGGGACAGUCCGGAUCUGGGACUCGAGCACGGGCGCCUUACAAGAAACACUAACGGUUCAUUCAGGCUCUGUUUACUCAGUGAGUUUCUCACUGGGUGGCCGGCUACUAAUAUCCGGCUCUGAAGAUGGCACGGUCCAGCUUUGGGACACCGCGAUAAGCGCCUUACACCAGACCCUUGAGGGCUAUAUCGAUUCAUUUUGGUCGGAGGUAUUCCUGCUGAAUAGCCAGUCAACAUCGAAUUCAAAAGAUAAAAUAGUCAGACUUUGGCAAACCUCGAAAAGUGGCCUACAACAGACUCUCGAGGGACAUAUAGAUUCAGUCUUGUCGGUUGCCUUCUCACCCGAUAGCCGACAGCUGGCAUCCGGUUCAAAGGACAUGACAGUCCGGCUCUGGGAUACAAUGAGGGGUACCCUAGUACAUACUCUUAAGGGACAUUUGGGUUCUGUUACGUCGAUAGCUUUCUCACCCGAUAGCCGACAGCUAGCAUCUGGCUCAGAAGAUAGGACAGUCCGACUCUGGGAUCCAGAGAGGGGUACCCUACUGCAGACUCUUGUUCACUUGGAUAGUGUUUACUCAUUGGCUUUUCUGCCUGGAGGUCAUCUCGCAUCUGGCAUUAAAGAUAACACCCUCCGGCUCUGGGACCCAGCGACAGGUGCCCGGCAAAAGACUCUUGACAGAAAGCCGGGUUCAGUCUUUCGGAUGACCUUCUCACCCGACGGCCGGCUACUGGCUUCCGUCAGGGACAAUACAACAAUACAGCUCUGGAACACGGUGACAGGCGACCUGCACCAGACUUUCGAGGGUCACUUGUACUAUUCCCGGUCAAUAAGGUAUUUACACUUCUCGCCCGAUGGCCGGCUACUGGCUUCCGUCAAGGACAAUAUAAUACAGCUCUGGGACACGGUGACCGGCGACCUGCACCAGACUCUCGAAAGUCACAUGUACCAUUGUCAGUCAAUAAUCUUCUCGCUCGAUAGCCGAUUACUGGCUUCCACUGUUGAGGGCAAUACAGUACAACUCUGGAACACGAUAACGGGCGAAUUGCACCAGACUAUCGAUGAAUGCUAUCCGCGGUUGACAAAAUUCUCGCCCGAUAGCCGGCUACUGGCCUCCGUCAGGGACAAUACAAUAAAGCUCUGGGACACUGUGACCGGCGACCUGCACCAGACUCUCGAGAGUCCCUUGCACAAUGUUGACUAUAUAAUAUUCUCACCCGAUAGCCGACUAUUGGUCUCUAUUUCAAGCUUCGCAUUACAGCUCUGGGAAACGGAAGCUUCGAUCUUCAGUCGGGGCUCAGAAGCCAGGCUUCAAAAUUAA